Annulohypoxylon truncatum is the source of this 4803-nucleotide messenger RNA. Its product is annotated as paired amphipathic helix protein Sin3b. Gene Ontology annotation, molecular function: transcription corepressor activity. Gene Ontology annotation, biological process: negative regulation of transcription by RNA polymerase II. The record is from RefSeq and is a predicted model, not a curated record. Gene Ontology annotation, cellular component: Sin3-type complex; chromatin. Lineage: Eukaryota; Fungi; Ascomycota; Sordariomycetes; Xylariales; Hypoxylaceae. The transcript is spliced from 7 exons. The coding region runs from base 151 to 4464 and encodes 1437 amino acids.
GUCCCCCAAAGCCGCGACAGCUUGAUCUCAUCUGUCUAGCUUUUUAACCUUUCCCACCACCAAGCUUUGUCGAUAUCACUUCUACUAUUACACUUUCGUUUCUAUACGCGAGACUCCAUCCAUGUAGGAAAUCUGCGCUUUUGAAGAGAAAUGAAUGCGCAUCCCGAAGACAUGUCGCACCGCGACCGCGAGUCGGUCGAGCGGCACCAAAGAGAACAGUUUCCAGCUGGAACCCCUCGACAGAGCAACACUGCGUCCCUUCAAAUCCACCAACCCGUAGCCUCGCGCCUCCCUGGCGCCAUCCACAGCCCUGGUGGUCUACUUGCGACUCAUGGAGGUUCAGGACCUCCUAUUCCCCUCGGUGCUCCUUCAGGUCCCGUAAACUCCUUUGGUGGUCCAUUGCAAGCCGAUUCCAAUCGAUCGAUCCCACACAACGCGCAGAAUGCCUCGAACCAGAUGUUCGGAGCUAUAGGUGGACAUAACCAAGGCCCUCCCAGCUCUUCUGCGCCCUCUAAUCAUCUAUUCGGCGGUCCUCUACAACAAGAUGGCAACCGCGCCUCUCAGAAUAUCCCAUUUGGCAGCAGUGGUGGUGCGAUUCCCGGAGGAGCGCACGCGAUCCCUAGUGGUAAUGCCGGUGGUAUGCCACAGGGACAACAACCUAUACUUAAUGAUGCCCUAAGUUACCUAGACCAAGUCAAGGUACAGUUUGCCGACCAGCCGGAUGUCUACAACAAGUUCCUUGAUAUAAUGAAAGACUUCAAGAGUCAAACUAUUGACACGCCGGGGGUUAUUAAUCGUGUGUCGGAACUUUUUGCGGGGCAUCCAAAUCUCAUCCAAGGCUUCAAUACUUUUCUUCCUCCUGGAUACAGAAUCGAGUGCGGUGCAGGCAACGACCCAAACACUAUUCGGGUAACUACGCCCAUGGGAACGACGGUACAGUCGAUAACAGGUAGAGCGAACCAAGGUGACGGCGCGCAUGGCCAGCCGGGCACGAAUGGACCAUUUUUCAAUCACCGCGGUAACAACUGGCAACAACAUCCACAGCCACAACAUAGCAUCGAAAGCCCCGAAGCUUCUUUCAGCGCGCCCGUAGUAGCAAGUGGUCAGAGUCUAUUUGCAGCCGGUCAAGCCCAAGGCUCAAAUUUCGAAGGACCGGCUUCCGCUGCCCAGCAACACCGAAGUACGCCGCAAGUACAAAAUAACUCGACUACACCGAACGCGCCUACAACUCGCAACGCACUCACUCCUACCCCGAGCGGCUCUCAAGGCGGGCCUAGCAGCGGCAACCAACAAGCAAAUAUGGAAAAGAGAGGGCCGGUUGAAUUCAACCACGCCAUAAGUUAUGUGAACAAAAUAAAGAACCGCUUUCAGGACAAGCCUGAAAUUUACAAACAAUUCCUCGAGAUCUUGCAGACGUAUCAACGCGAACAAAAACCCAUCCAAGACGUUUAUGCGCAAGUCACCACUUUAUUCAACACUGCACCUGAUCUUUUAGAAGAUUUCAAACAGUUCCUUCCCGAAUCAGCCGCAUCGAACAAAACCAACGGUGCAAAGGCAGAAGACGUCUUUGCUAUGACGGCCGGCCUCACUCAAACCACCCCACAACCCAAUCACAGCAUGAGGGACGGCCAGAAGAUGCCCCCAGUUGGAGCUUUUGCACCUCCUGCCAGUGCGAGCAAAGAUAACCGAAAGCGUCCUCGUAACGAUAAACAAGUUCCUCCUCCUGCAGCCGCAAUGGCCGAUAGCCCAGCACCGGGAUCUCGCUCGAUUCCUGGAGUCGGCCCCGUAAGCAAGCGUCCAAAACUCAACCACAAGCCCUUGCCCACGGAUGCGCCGACCAUUGAGCCGACACUUACCCCCAUUCUUCCCGAGCCUUUGCCUCCUACCUCCUCGGCGAAUGCGACUCCCGAUGAACUGGGUUUCUUCGAGAAGGUUAAGAAGUACAUCGGAAACCGUUCGACCAUGAACGAGUUUUUGAAGCUCUGCAAUAUGUACUCGCAGAGUCUCAUCGACACCAAUGAUCUGGUCCACAAAGCUAGCCAAUUUAUUGGCGGAAAUAGCGAGCUCAUGACCUGGUUUAAGGGAUUUGUAGGUUAUGAAGGUGUAGAUGAGAUCAUCGAGAAUCGACCCAGGCCUCCUGUCGAAAAAGUCUCGCUGAGUAAUUGCCGGGCCAUUGGGCCAAGCUACCGGCUAUUGCCCCGUAGAGAGAAGCUAAAGCCUUGCGGCGGCAGGGACGAGAUGUGCAACGCUGUGCUCAACGACGAGUGGGCAUCUCACCCAACUUGGGCCUCUGAAGACUCCGGUUUUGUAGCCCAUCGCAAGAACGCCUUUGAGGAAGGUCUUCAUCGGAUUGAAGAGGAACGCCACGAUUACGACUUUAACAUCGAGGCCAACGUUAAGUGCAUCCAGUUGUUAGAGCCGAUCGCCCAGCAGAUGUUGAACCUGACUGCUCAAGAGCGAGAAACGUUCCAGAUGCCACCGGGACUUGGAGGCUCGAGCACUUCGAUUUUCAAGCGUGUCCUGAAGAAGAUAUAUGGCAAUGAGAAAGGACUCGAGGUUGUUUCCGACAUGUUUACGGAUCCCUUCGCUGUCGUUCCUGUCGUGCUCGCGCGGCUCAAGCAGAAGGAUGAGGAAUGGCGAUUUACUCAGCGAGAGUGGGAGAAAGUAUGGCAGGCACAGACAGAGAUCAUGCACCUCAAGAGCCUUGACCAUAUGGGCAUCCAAGUCAAACAGAACGACAAGCGUAACCUCUCUGCUAAGCAUCUCGUAGAUGUCAUCAAGACGAAACACGAGGAGCAGCGACGUCUGCGUAGCUCAAAGAAUACGGUCCCUCGAUAUCAGUUUAGUUACGAGCUUGGCGAUCGCGAGGUUAUUCUAGAUCUACUGCGAUUCAUGGUCCUUUAUGGUACGAACAAUGGUCAUCACAGUGCAACUGAGAAGGAACGCAUUGUUGAUUUCUUUGAGUUCUUCAUACCUCAAUUCUUCGAAUUACCCGAGGAUAAGGUCCAAGAACGACUUCAUGAUAUUGAUCGCGAGUCUGGAGAGGAGGAUACCGAGGAGCAACUCCCGGCAGAGUUAACCAAUGGUCGUACCAGACGGAAUGGAAAGAAAUCCGACUUGCUCCGUGGUGUACUGGAUCCCGGCCGUAAUGGUACGAAGACCAGGAACCAGAAGGAGGAUAGCGCUGCGUCUGGUAGUAAAGAGACGACACCCGAUGCUGGUUCUGCAAAUGAAGAGGAGAUGGUUGACGCCCCCGAUGAUCCCGUCCCGGCAGAGCAUUCUAACGAACGAUGGCUACCGACUGUGCCGCGGGCGACAGUCGUGAAGGGUGAUAGCUCGCUGCUGGAUGCCGAUGGCGAGUUGAAGGCAGAUGGAUUCUUCCCUCGCCCGUGGUAUAAUUUCUUCUGCAACCAGACCAUCUUUGUCUUCUUUACUGUCUUUCAGACACUGUAUAGACGCUUGAAGGCCGUCAAGGAUAGCAAGAACAGCGUCUCGGAAGAAAUUAUCCGAUCAAAGAGUAAGAAGCCAGCUAAAGAGCUUGGUAUUGCGAUCAACGAGAUCAACUACUUUGACGAGAAUGAUCCUGCUUCCUUCUGGCCUAAGACGGUCGAGCUGAUCGAGGACUACAUUACUGGGGAGAUCGAUGAGAACCGUUAUCAAGAAGUCCUCCGUCAUUACUACCUCAAGAAGGGUUGGACUUUGUACACGAUUCAAGAUCUCCUUAGAACCCUAUGCCGUCUCUCCCUCACUUGUACGAGCCCGGAUUCAAAGGAAAAGACUCCUGAUCUUAUCAACCAUUUCCUGAACAGCCGUCACAACGAAGAGACUAGUUAUCAGACAGAGAUCAGUGCACGGAAGUACGCAGAGAAAUGCAUCAAGGAUGGUGAUAUGUUUGUCAUCUGCUGGUUCCCUCAGAAACAUGAGGCUACAGUCCGUUGGUUGCAACGUGACGAGACAACCUUCUACAUGGACGAGAUGGAACUUCGCGAGAGAUGGCAGUACUACAUAUCCUCGUACAUGCGGGUUGAACCGACUGAAGGCGUUGCUAGGGCCCGUCUUCAGAAAACGGUUCUCGCCCGCAAUCUCCCAUCUAGCGAAGGUGAUUCGGACGAUGGCGAUGUACCAAAGCCAUUGGCCUAUGAUGAGGGGUUGAUUUUACGUAUCUGUCUGAAUUCCAACAAGAUCGUCUGGGAGAAGAACACAUCGGAGUACUUUAUCUAUACUGCCGAACCGGAGGACGAAAAGGAAAAGAUCGCUGCAGACGAGUACCGUCGUGCCCUUACCGAGCACCGCGAACAACGAUUCAGAGAGAAGAUGGUAAUGAACAAUUCUUGGAUGCGAGGUAACAGCCAAGACGAAGUUCAGAAGGUCAACGAGAAGUUCCAGAAGUGGUUGAAGGAUGGUGUCUCGCCUAAUACCAACGGCCGAGGAGAUGACGUCGACAACACGGAAGGAGUUGAAUAAGUCGGGAAAUCCCUGUGACUUUUGCAUGUUCAUUUCGAUUCGCCUACGAGGCAUAUCUCAGGAGUAAUCAGACGGUGGUGGUGAAUUUUGAUGAUAAGCAAAAGGCAUCAUGGCAGGCGUUUGGCGAAGAACUUUAUGCAGACGUCCUUUUUGCCUUUCAUGUUCAGGCAGUCUCGUUUCUCAUUUGCUGCACGAUGGCGAGACUAGUACCGGCGGAAUAAGCCGAGGUCGACUUAGGUGGACAGGAUCAUUGCUCCUAUUUGCUGUUUUUUUCCCUUUUACUUUGCUUGUAUGUACUAUAGGACGACGAAUUCACAAAACUUGGCAUUUAUCUUUAAU